Messenger RNA from Bactrocera oleae (olive fruit fly), 2006 nucleotides. RefSeq lists its product as uncharacterized. The record is from RefSeq and is a predicted model, not a curated record. NCBI's taxonomy places the organism in Eukaryota, Metazoa, Arthropoda, Insecta, Diptera, Tephritidae. Gene Ontology annotation, biological process: protein peptidyl-prolyl isomerization. Gene Ontology annotation, molecular function: peptidyl-prolyl cis-trans isomerase activity.
GUUUCAAAAUUUUAUUUCUGUCACAACUUGCUAUAUUUGAUUUUCAUUUUUCCACUUUCUAUUUUGUUUUCAUUUCACUCAAAAGAAUAUUUAAUUCUGGACAAGAACAAACAAAAACGAAAAUUCAUACAUAUUUCUGCGAGCCGAAAUAAUUUGCUAAAAUUUCUGUACAAAAUUUGGCCAACAUUUGGAAGACGUGAAAUUUUCUUGUUCCAGUCGCAUUUCGCAGUAAAAUUUCCAACAUUAAUUCGAUUAGAAAAACCGCAGUCCGCAGCGCACACCGGCUGCGGCAUGUACCCUCCUCCAUUUCCAACAGUCUGGCGCGCAUCAAUUUGCUCAAGAGCCGCAUGCGUUUGCCAAACAACAGCGAGCGCAAGCAGGAGUAUAUAGCGCAUCGUGCGCGCGUGCAGAACGCCAAAAGUGUUGUGAAUAGCCAACCACCAUUACGUCCACUGAAUCGGCCGCGACGCGAAAUGUCAUUCACCGAGAUGAUGAACUCCGUGCGCACAGCCAUACAGCGACGCAGCAACUCGCGCACCUUCACUACGGCGCCCGCCUCGACAACACCCUCGGCCACGGGCACUACAAGUAUUUCGACUGUGGCGACAACGACUUCGCAGACAGCACCGUCUGUACGUUUUGGCAAACAUGUAAGCAACAGCGACACGCUCGGCAGCUACGAACGUGACAAGUCCGCGAUGCUCUUAUACGAUUGCAAAUCGUGCGGCACUUUUGGCUGUUGCUGCAUCUGUGGCGGCGCCGGCGAUGGGCGGCACUGCUUAGCCUCCUGCGUCGAUAUGCAUGAGAAAUUCCCCGGUCAUGCCGGUGUCGAUAUUUGCGAAGAUGGGCGCUCUUCGUGUAAUUAUGUGCCGCGCUGUCGCAGGGGUGAGAGCUUUAGCAGUAACAGUGGCAUUGCCGUUUUUGGUCAACAUGGUCCACAUGUUCAUCAUUUUGAGUCGCCUUCGCGCAGCUUUCCGGAGAAUAAAAAUAAAAAAGUCAAACAAACGUCGUCGGCUGAGCAACGUGCCGCCUUUCAGCAUGCACGUCUGGCGAUGCCUUUACGUCAUUUCUGGCAUCGCAUCACACGUAAAGAAUGGAAUGAUGACACGCGUAUACCACCAAAGCCGCAUCGCUCCUCUUACGCGCUGAACAAGAACCACCAUCGUAAGCGUUGCGUUCAUCACACAUCCUCCAGAGACUCGAAAGAGGAUACGCAAGGCAGCGCCGCGUCUAAUCAACUUAUUACGCGUGAUGAAAGUAAGCAUUACGGCAUACCGCUGCAUGUAUUGAAACGGUAUCAGGAUAUUACAGUCUCAACGGAUGAGGGUAUGUUGCGUCGCUUGUUGCGACCACGCAUCUUCUUCGAUCUCGAGGUUAAGGGCAUACGUCCGUUGGGCCGCAUCGUCAUACAGCUGUUCACCGAGGCCUGCCCAGAGGUGGUGCUCGAGUUUGUGCGCAUGUGCACCACAGAGAAUGGCGAACGCAUGAGCUUUACGCGACUCUUUCCGCCGAUGUGGCUGGAAGGCGAACUGGCAUUGACCGACAAUAAGACGCUGACGGCUCAUAGUAUCGAACACGAUACGACUGUAUUGGAUCACGGUAGCGGCGCUGGUGUAUUGUCGUUUCCCAGCCGCUACGUGCGUGGCAGCAAGCGGCGGUUUCUCAGCUUUUCAAUCAGUUUCAAACCGCUGAAAGUGCUUAAUGGCAAACGCAUCGCGUUUGGUCGUGUGCGGCGUGGUCUUUGGAUAUUGGAUGCCGUGCAGGAUUACGGCACUAAUAGCGGUAAACCUCAGCGUGAUAUAAUUGUGACGAGUUGUGGCAUGUGCAAGUGACAAGGCCAAAUUGCAGAGAGUGCGGGGGUUGCGUGGUGUGAGAGUUGGUGUUCGAACAUAAUCGACAAUCUGGCUGACGAAUUUCGUUUCAAAUUGGAAUUCAAUUUAAAUUUGUUUAAAAUGUAUUUCGAUUUGAUAAUAAAGUUUCCAAGCUAUAAGUAUUUUACUAAAAAA